This is a messenger RNA of Rotaria sordida, 2422 nucleotides long. The record is from the annotation of a GenBank genome assembly. Lineage: Eukaryota; Metazoa; Rotifera; Eurotatoria; Philodinida; Philodinidae.
AUGCCAACUACAACGACAACUGCAAGAACUACUCAGCAACUAAUAAUUCCCAAUAUUCCAGUCAAUGCCCGAUGGACACAGAAUGGGAUGACUGUUGCUGGAGGCCAUGGAGACGGCAGUGCUAUCAAUAAACUCGACCGUCCUUUUGGUCUCUUCGUUGAUGAUGAUCAAACGAUCGUCAUCGCUGACUACAACAAUGAUCGUAUCAUCCAAUGGAAGAUGGAUGAUAAGAAUGGACAAGUAGUAGCUGGUGGCAACGGCAAAGGAAAUCGAUCGGAUCAAUUGGAUCGGCCAAGUGAUGUGUUGAUCGACAAAGAGACGAAUAGUCUCAUUAUUUGUGACCGGAUGAAUGAACGAGUCGUACGAUGGUCUCGUCGUAGUGGUACAACUCAAGGAGAAAUCCUCAUUGACAACAUCAAGUGUUGGGGAUUGGCCAUGGAUGAUCACGGAUAUCUCUACAUCUCUGACGACGAAAAACAUGAAGUAAGACGAUAUCAAAUAGGAGACAAGAAUGGAACUAUCGUGGCCGGUGGCAAUGGCAACGGUACUAGUCUCAAUCAAUUCAACAAUCUGGGCUGCAUCUUUGUCGAUCAACAACAGACUGUCUACGUGUCAGACUUUGACAAUGAUCGUGUAAUGAAAUGGAAUAAAGAUGCAAAAGAAGGAAUUGUCGUCGCUGGAGGUAAACGCAAAGGGAAUGCUCUGACACAAUUGUCGUAUCCUCGAGGACUGUUCGUCGAUACAUUUGGUACCAUCUAUGUGGCAGACUCGUAUAAUCAACGAGUGAUGCGUUGGCCUAAAGGAGCGAAACAGGGCACUGUCAUCGUGGGUGAAAAUGGUCGAGGAGCAAGAGCAAAUCAGUUCAACGGUCCAGUCGGUUUGUCCUUCGAUCGUCAUGGCAAUCUCUAUGUCGUCGAUUGGGGCAAUAACCGUGUCCAACGUUUUUCUAUCCAAUAGACUCAAGACGAUGGAUUAUUUUUUUUCUUUCGUUUCUCUCAAAUAAAUCGCAUUGAAUCGAUGAAAAAAAUGUCUAUUCUAUUCGCGCGCGCGACCAGGAACCAUCCUGGUGGAGCCGUGGCGAGUGUAACGCUCAUGCACGCACGGGACAGACUCAUAUCAUUCAUAUCCCUCCCACUCGCGAGAUAUGUCAAUGAGUCUGGAAAAGCCCGGUCGUGUGCCACGGACACCAAGAUAGUUCGUGGCCGGUGUUUUAGGCCUAAGUCCGGAAGGCCUGAUAGAAAACAGAGGUCUAAUCUCAAUGGACAUAACUCACUUACCCACUACUAACACUCACUUUUCUCAGUCUCACCCUAACCCUACUCAAUCUCAAUGUCACUAUUUAACCUCAUUCCUCUCUCACCAUAUUCUCAUCUCAAAAAAAAAAGAAAUAAUUACUCACGUGCUUUAAUGUUGGACGAUGAUAAAGACGACGCGACGAUGUUGAGGGCUAAAAGAAAAAGAAAAACAAAUUUAAUCAAUCUUAUAUAAUGAAAAGAACGAGAUGACUUACUCCACUGUUAUCUCUUUCUUCACUGUUCGAUGCCUAAAAUCAAAAAAAACAAUAUAUAAAGAAAGAUCAUAGGAGGACUUACCCCCUCCAUAUGAUUUUAAAAAGAAAAACAAAAAAUUAAAAAUUAAAAAAAAUUAAAACUAAUACCUACAUUUUAUUUUAUGGCCUUGUUCGACGUUGAAUCGUUCCAUAUUGUAGCGUUGAUAUUGAACUAAAACAUAAAAGAGAAAGAUUAGUUUAUGAUUCAAUAAAUUGAAUGAUUUUACAUAGAAAAUCAUUCAUAUUUAUACCUCAAAAAAGUUACGGGGAGAGAAAUUCAAUCGAUUUUUUUAAUGGGUGUGUGAUUAAAAGAUGAAUUUCAUUAAGCUUUAAUCAAGGCACACACAUACAUUGAGAGGGUGUGGGUGGGUGUGUGGGUGUGGGUGUGGGUGGGUGUGGGUGUGGGUGGGGUGUGGGUGUGUGGGCGGGUGUGGAUGUGGGUGUGGAUGUGGAUGUGAAUGUGGGUGUGGGUGUGAGUAUUCCUGGGGAGAAGACAAACACGCACACCCACAUCCACAUCCACACCCACAUCCACACCCACACCCCACACCCACACCCACACCCACCCACACCCCACACACACAUCCACACCCACACCCACACCCACACCCACACCCACACCCUAACCGUUGUUGACAUUAGACGAAUGUAACGUUUCGAACCAUCCUUAUUGUAUAUUAUUCAUAUCCAUUGCAUCAUUUUAUCUACCUUUAAUUGUUAUGAUUGACGUCUAUAUUCAAAUAUAUUUGGCAGCUAAAAAACAAGCUUUAGCACUUCAUUCUAGCUACAAGUGUCAGUAUCUGAUGCAAUCUGCAAAGCCAUCUACUGCUAAAACUUCUUUGAGACAAAUGUUCUCCAGAAGAAGAUCUCGAA